Messenger RNA from Ziziphus jujuba (common jujube), 784 nucleotides. Its product is annotated as protein EIN6 ENHANCER. The record is from RefSeq and is a predicted model, not a curated record. Gene Ontology annotation, biological process: chromatin remodeling. The coding region runs from base 169 to 543 and encodes 124 amino acids. The transcript is spliced from 4 exons. Gene Ontology annotation, cellular component: Ino80 complex. Lineage: Eukaryota; Viridiplantae; Streptophyta; Magnoliopsida; Rosales; Rhamnaceae.
AUUCCAAAUCAUGGAUGGAUAUUUCCAAAAAACGACGUCGCUUUGACCAUCGCCCUUGGACACAGAGAGCAACUGAGACCAAAGGCCGAAGGAAGGAUCUUUUUUGAUCUCCUCGUCGUCUUCCCCAGCAGCUCCCAAAGUCUCCAUUUAGAAGAAGAAUUAGAAGUAAUGGAGCCGGAGGUGAUCCAAGCAGAGAUGGUUUUGCCAACCCAUCUGAGUUUCAAGCGCAUUCAGAUGUAUGAGAAAUACCCAAAAGGCCAAUCAAGAGGCAGGCACUGGAAACAUCUCAAGCAGAUUAUCCAGGCUGAAAACUAUCAGAAUUACCCACCCGACGAACCCAACUACGUUAACAUUGAGUCACCACCCUCUAUGCAUCCGUGCAAAAGAAUUUGUGAUAUAACAGGAUACGAGGCACCUUACUAUGAUCCCAGGACCAACCUGCGUUAUGCAAAUACCGAUGUCUUCAAGCAAAUAAGAUCACUUCCUAAUGAAUAUGUGCAGAGGUAUCUGGCUUUGAGGAAUGCUGCUGUAGUUCUAAAGUAACUCAAAAAGUCUUAUGUAGAAUAUAAGGUUUUAGGGUUCAUAUCGUUUGUCGUUCUGCUCUCUCUCUCUCUCUCUCUCUCUCUUUGGAUGAGAAAUUUGGGUAGGCUUUGAUGGAAUCAUAUAGUUAGCUCUAGGUUAAACUGGAUUUUUCUGCUUGGCAAGUGAAAUUUAACUCUUCCUGACUAGCAUGUUAAUUCUGUACAUGGUGUUUGCGGGCAAUCCAAUUGAUUAUUUUGCUCUA